AUGUCGUGGCUCAAUAAUGUGCGGGAGAAGUUUGAAAAGAACUUCACCAACACGCCCGCGUAUAGAGAUUGGACAAUGAUAGCCGGAAUUGAUAUUGACGGACAACUUAGAGGCAAAGUCGUGAAAACGGAAAAGCUAGUGCGCGCAAAGGGCGCCGUUGGGUUCUGUUCCGUGGUGUUUGGGUGGGAUCUCAACGACGACAAGUACACGCCAGAGCUAGGCAUUUCCAAUAGCUCUAAUGGCUAUAGAGAUAUUGAAGCGGUGAUUGAUGCCAAUUCUUUCAGAAACUUCCCCUUUCAACCGGGCAAACAAACCUCAUUGGCUUUGGUCUACUUUGCCAACACUGAUGGAACGCCACUUGCGCAGGAUCCUCGUGGGUUAUUGAAAUCAGUGGUCACACGGUUCGAUGGCCAGCAUCCAAAAGCUGGUAUGGAGCUGGAAUUCUUCAAUUACAACGAGUCGGGUCCUUCAGUGCUAAAAAAAGGCGGCCGAGAUCUUGUGCCGCUUACAGUGGGCAUGCAUGGAUAUUCGGUUUAUCGACCAAUGAUGGGCAAUGAGUACUGGAAUAAAAUUCUAGACUACUCUAACGAGUUUGGUAUUGAUAUCGAGUGUCUGCAUUCAGAAACCGGUCCAGGUGUCUACGAAGUGGCUCUGGAGUAUGCAGACGCCUGUCUGCUCGCAGAUCGGGCGACCUUGUUCAAACUGGCAUGUCGCAAAGCAGGCACUGAAGUGGGCAAUGUAAUCCCUUGUUUUAUGGCUAAGCCCCAAAGUGAUUUGCCAGGCAAUUCGGGGCAUAUCCAUGUUUCUCUAGCGGACGAGUUCAAUUCUAACAUUUUCUCUUCGGAAGGCGAGGCGGACCCGCCCUUCCCAGAAGUCAAAUACCUAAGUCAGGCAGGCCAGCACUUUUUGGCUGGGCUUUUGGAUGGUCUCGAGGACGUGAUGAUCCUAUUUGCGCCUAACAUCAAUUCCUACAAACGGCUAGAUCCGAAUUUUUGGGCACCUACCACCAUAUCUUGGGGUGCUGAGCACCGACUGACCAGUAUCCGGUUGAUUGAUGCAAAGCCCAAUGCUAAGGGCUGCCGAUUCGAAGUUCGCAUUCCUGGUGCAGACGUGGUCCCCCACUUGGCCCUGGCUGCUAUUCUUGCUUUGGGUCACCGUGGUAUGGCAGCUGAAAUGCCUCUCAAAACUGCACCAACACGCUCCGAGCAAGAUUUCCUCAAUAGCCCAAAACUGCCAUGCACUAUGCAAGAGGCAAUUGGCAAGUUCAGUGCCAAAACUAGCGUCGCUAGAGAGCUUUUUGGCGACGACUUUGUCGACCAUUAUACUGGCACUCGACUUCAUGAGCUUGAAAAGUACAAUCGUGCCGUUACCGAUUGGGAAAAGGUUAGAUACUUUGAGACCACUUGA
Molecule: messenger RNA, 1407 nt
Organism: Wickerhamiella sorbophila
Lineage: Eukaryota; Fungi; Ascomycota; Dipodascomycetes; Dipodascales; Trichomonascaceae
Product: Type-1 glutamine synthetase 2
Exons: 1
Coding region: 1-1407 (468 amino acids)
Molecular function (GO): glutamine synthetase activity
Source: RefSeq, a predicted model, not a curated record